UUAAAAUAGGAAUCAAACCAGCUUUCCUACAUAUUUAGCCAUAUAAGGAAUCCACUUAUUUCUUGCUCCAUUAAAUAGUGGUACACUAUUCAAUGACGAAGGUUGCAAGGACUAGGAGCAGUUCCAGAUGGCAUCUCUCAGGGAUGACCGCUGUAGUCACCGGCGGCACUCGUGGAAUUGGGCAUGCUGUUGUGGAGGAACUAGCCGAGCUGGGUGCGACAGUCUACACAUGUUCACGUAAUGAAGCAGCGCUUAAGGAAUGCUUGAAAGAGUGGUCCGCGAAAGCCUUUAAAGUGAAGGGUUGUGUCUGUGAUGUAUCUUCAAGGGAUCAGAGAGUUCAACUCAUGGAAAAUGUCUCCUCAGCUUUCGACGGAAAGCUGAACAUUCUUAUCAACAAUGCCGGGACAAACAUUAGGAAGCCCACCACUGAUUACACUGCUGAGGAAUAUGCCCAUUUGUUUGGUACCAACUUUGAAUCUGCAUACCAUUUAUGUCAACUCGCUCAUCCUCUUCUAAAAGCUUCUGGAGUUGGAUCUGUUGUCUUCAUCUCUUCCGUUGCAGGUCUGGUUCAUUUGUCCACUAGUUCUAUUUAUGCAGCAACAAAAGGGGCGAUGAAUCAGCUUACGCGAAAUUUGGCUUGUGAGUGGGCAAAAGACAACAUUCGGGUUAAUGGUGUUGCCCCGUGGUAUAUAAGGACAUCUUCAGUGGAAUAUGCACUCAAAAAUAAAACAUUAUUGGAUGGAGUAAUAGCCAGAACUCCCCUUAUGCGCCCUGGAGAAGCUCAAGAAGUAUCAUCCCUGGUUGCUUACCUCUGUCUUCGUGGGGCAUCUUACAUCACUGGGCAAGUUGUCGCGGUUGAUGGAGGAUUCACCGUCAAUGGGUUCGACUUCACAAGCUAUUGAUAUUUUGCAUCAUGAGGCGGAUGUAGCAUGAGUUCAAUAUGUUCGACUAGACUAAUCAAUUUUGGCACAAAAUAUAAUGCCAAAAAUCAUUACUAUCUAAAGAUCUUUCAAUUCGAAGGAAAGGUGAUGCUAAAAGCUUGUGAUCGAGUUAUUCCGGUUUGGCAGUAGUCCCUGUUAUUUGCAUGAGUCAUAACAAUGUUGACAGCUCGCAUUUUCAUCAACCCCAAUGUGUAAGUUUUAAAAAUUUCACCCAGAACAAGAUUGGCGUAGUUCUCAUUGAACCUU
Lycium ferocissimum is the source of this 1187-nucleotide messenger RNA. Its product is annotated as tropinone reductase homolog At5g06060-like. NCBI's taxonomy places the organism in Eukaryota, Viridiplantae, Streptophyta, Magnoliopsida, Solanales, Solanaceae. The transcript is spliced from 5 exons. The coding region runs from base 93 to 902 and encodes 269 amino acids. Gene Ontology annotation, molecular function: oxidoreductase activity. The record is from RefSeq and is a predicted model, not a curated record.